Molecule: messenger RNA, 1714 nt
Organism: Amyelois transitella
Lineage: Eukaryota; Metazoa; Arthropoda; Insecta; Lepidoptera; Pyralidae
Gene: Cdk9
Product: cyclin-dependent kinase 9
Exons: 6
Coding region: 227-1432 (401 amino acids)
Biological process (GO): protein phosphorylation
Cellular component (GO): nucleus
Molecular function (GO): cyclin-dependent protein serine/threonine kinase activity; ATP binding
Source: RefSeq, a predicted model, not a curated record
AGUUUUAAUUUUCUUUCUGUUUUGACGUGUCCUUUAUUCAGCUCAGCUGUCUGUUCUUUUUUUGUCUGUGGUUUCUGUUUGCGUUUGCAGUUGUGGAACGAUUUUAGAUUUUAUUUUCUAGUUCUUUCUCGUGGUGGGCGAUUGUAUAAGUUGUAAUCAAAACAUUUCUUUAACAAGAUAUAUGUGCUCGUGGAUUUAUCUUUAGUCAAAAUAGCUGCUAACAACUAUGCAGGCGCCAAGCGCUUCCCGGGAGCAAGCGCCUCCCGUUCUGAGCACGAGUUCUACGAUCCUCAACAUGAGGGAGAAAGAGAAAUACAUUGAAGAUUUCGACUUCCCAUUCUGCGACGAGUCAUCAAAAUACGAAAAAGUUGCAAAAAUCGGCCAAGGAACGUUUGGGGAAGUGUUCAAAGCCCGGGCUAGGAAUAGCAAUAAAAAGUUUGUCGCUAUGAAGAAAGUGCUUAUGGAUAACGAAAAAGAAGGCUUCCCUAUCACAGCUUUACGAGAAAUAAAGAUCCUGCAGCUUCUAAAACACGAGAACGUCGUGAAUUUAAUAGAAAUUUGCCGCACGAAAGCUACCUUACACAACAAAUAUAGGUCGACAUUUUAUUUAGUUUUCGAUUUUUGCGAACACGAUUUAGCUGGUUUAUUGUCGAAUGUGAACGUGAAAUUUAGUUUAGGCGAGAUCAAGAAAGUGAUGCAACAGUUAUUGAAUGGAUUGUAUUAUAUUCAUAGUAACAAAAUUCUACACAGAGAUAUGAAAGCUGCAAAUGUAUUAAUAACUAAGAAUGGAAUAUUGAAACUGGCUGAUUUCGGUCUGGCGAGAGCGUACAGUGUAGCGAAGUCCGGACAGGCAAAUAAGUACACGAAUAGAGUCGUGACGCUUUGGUACAGACCUCCCGAGCUGUUAUUAGGUGACAGGAACUACGGUCCGCCCGUGGACAUGUGGGGCGCCGGCUGCAUCAUGGCUGAAAUGUGGACGAGAUCGCCGAUAAUGCAGGGUCCUACGGAACAGCAGCAGCUCAUCCUGAUCUCCCAACUGUGCGGGUCUUGCACCCCGGACGUGUGGCCCGGGGUGGAGAGCUUGGAUCUGUACAACAAGAUGGAGUUGCCAAAGGGGCAGAAGAGGAAAGUCAAGGAACGGCUAAAGCAUUACGUCAAAGACCCUUACGGCUGCGACCUCCUGGAUAAACUGCUCCAACUGGACCCCGCUAAGAGGUAUGAUGCGGACACAGCGUUGAACCACGACUUCUUCUGGACGGACCCGAUGCCGUGCGAGCUCGCCAACAUGCUGGCGCAGCACACGCAGAGCAUGUUCGAGUAUCUCGCGCCGCCGCGCAGGCCUGGUCAUCUGCGCCACCACCACCAUGUGCCCGGGGCCCAGCCGAAACCCACGCAGGCCGUUGAUUCCGGUUACCAGGACAGAGUCUUCUAGGUUUAACGUUGUUGGCGGACUUGUAGCACCACAAGUUGGCCGACCGAUCCACUAUAGUGCUAUCACUCUUUUAUAAGGCGGUAUCUGUAAUAUUUGAAUAAAGAAUAAAGCAAUCUACCGCCGAAUACGAUUGAAAUGGAAAUAAUAAAAUAACGACCUUAUUGCAAGCGCGUGAAAACUUAAUAUCCAAGUGUUACUUGCUGUCGCUCGUAAUGGCGGACAAUUUGAUUCGCUGGUUUAAAUGGAGCGCUCUGAUUGGCUCGAUCGUUCAAUUAUUGUUAC